CAUAUGGGUAUAAGCAUUGCUGACAUUAACGAGUGACAAACUCAUUUGAAUUUUUUUUGACAUUUUAAACUUAUUUCUUAAAAUGAUGUUUUUUUAGAAAGUGAACAAGUAAACUCAUAAAAAUGGCAUUUUGAACUUCAUUUGUUUGAAUUCUUUUUCAUUAUUAUGACCCAUAAUGUUUUACCAAAAAAAACUUUUGGCAGGCCCACAUGGCAAAAAGCGGAAGAGCAAUGAUGUUCAAAAGGACAAAGGCGUUCUACCUUCAGAGAAGCUUCUUCUUAACAUUCAAAUUCCACAUCAAUUAAAGAAGCAGCUAGUUGAUGAUUGUGAAUUCGUUAUGCAUUUGGGCAAGCUUGUUCUACUUCCUCGUUCUCCAACUGUGGAUGGACUGCUCAGCCAAUACAGUGACUAUCGGUUACAGAAGGAUGGAAUGAUAUCAGAUUCACUAAGGGAAAUUCUGAGUGGGUUGCAACGCUACUUCGACAAAGCACUGUAUGCUUUGCUGCUAUACAAGAACGAGCGUGAACAGUACCAAGAAGUAAUCACAGGCGUCACAUAUCCUUCGUUUGUGUAUGGCGCCGAGCAUCUAUUACGCUUGUUUGUUAAGUUGCCUGAAAUGUUGCGCCAUGCAAAUAUCGAGGAGGAGACAGUAACAGUGCUUCGGCAGGAAUUGCAGGAUUUCCUGAGGUUCCUGCUGAAGAACCAGACCUCAUUCUUCUCUUCCACUUAUGUGGAUGCUAAAGGCUCUUCUGCCUGCUAAUGCUGUGGUGGUUUUGGUUACCAAGGAGAAGAAGAAGAAAUGCCUUUGCUUAAUUUUAAUCCUAAUCUCUUAACUCUUCUUUUGUAUAUAUGACGACGACGACGACUACAAGCAGGCACUUGGUCUGCAUAUUUAAAAAAUAACAAAACAUUUUUUGUUUGAGUAUCACUAAUUAAUCCUAGCCUUUUUAUGUUUAAUUACCUUUAUCUGGAUUGUUAACGUGAUGAUUAUGUCCAGGUAUGCAAUUGUUCUACUUAAUGCUCGUACUAUACUUGUUAAUCUUUGCGAUUUAGAGGAAAAUUAAAAUUUUACAGUAAUAAAUUUUCAACCAAUAU
Cuscuta campestris is the source of this 1095-nucleotide messenger RNA. The record is from the annotation of a GenBank genome assembly. NCBI's taxonomy places the organism in Eukaryota, Viridiplantae, Streptophyta, Magnoliopsida, Solanales, Convolvulaceae.